GAAGUUGCCUAGUGACAAAGUGAUGGGCAGGCAACCUUGUUGUGACAAGCUUGGAGUGAAGAAAGGGCCAUGGACUGCCGAGGAGGAUAAGAAACUGGUGAAUUUUCUCCUCACGCAUGGCCAAUGUUGUUGGCGGGCUGUCCCCAAGCUCGCUGGCCUCCGUCGCUGCGGCAAGAGCUGCCGCCUCCGGUGGACUAAUUACCUCCGCCCCGACUUGAAAAGAGGCCUCCUUAAUGAUGCUGAAGAACAACUUGUUAUUGACCUCCAUGCCCGCCUUGGCAACAGGUGGUCUAAAAUUGCAGCAAGAUUGCCUGGAAGAACUGACAAUGAGAUCAAGAACCAUUGGAAUACACACAUCAAGAAAAAGCUUAUCAAGAUGGGGAUUGAUCCAAUUGAGCCUCUCCACAAACAGGCCAUCACCCCAGAAGAAAUGCCUUGUGAAGCAAGCAAUCAACCUGCAGGCUCAGACGUGAAUAUUCCGCAGAAUAUGGAUAUCCCAGAACAUGAAGUCUAUAGCAACAGUGAAGCAAGCAAUCAACCUGCAGGCUUAGACAUGAAUAUUCCGAGGAAUAUGAAUAUCCCAGAACAUGAAAUCUCUAGCAACAGUGAUGGUGGUGGCUCUGCAAGUGAAAAUUCCCCAAGCAAUGAGUCUCAGUCAGCUGAGCCAAACCCUAAUUACAGUGAGGAAGAUGACCCAUUGUUGAGUUUCAUAUUAUCCGAUACAUUUCUCGAGGAUUUAACAUGGGACUUUUCGACCUCGUCAGAAGACGGCUCAGCUGAUAAUCCAACGGAGGAGAAUAGCUUAGCAUGGUUCAUGGACUGUAAGGAUUUUGGAGUUCAAGAUUUUGAGCUUUGAUUGUGUGAAGGGGCGUGAUUUUCAUACAUCAUUUUUUUUUCUUUUUUCACACUAUGUUGAUUUGUGGCAUUCGGAUCGAACAAAUCAAGGGAAAACAAAGAACAAAAAUAAACAUGUGUGAAAGAAGAAAAAAAAUGAACAUAUGAAAAUCAUUUUCCUUUGUAUGAAUUAAUACACGUGGACAUAUUUUAUAUUUUCAGUACAUAGCCAAAGUAACAAAAAGUGACUGCUUGCUAUGGUGACUGAUCUGUUUUUAUUCUAUCUUAUAAAUGAUGAGGCCAUGGAAACGAA
Malus domestica (apple) is the source of this 1147-nucleotide messenger RNA. Its product is annotated as MYB-like transcription factor ODO1. Lineage: Eukaryota; Viridiplantae; Streptophyta; Magnoliopsida; Rosales; Rosaceae. The record is from RefSeq and is a predicted model, not a curated record.